Messenger RNA from Pleuronectes platessa (European plaice), 1501 nucleotides. It is a transcript of the gene rnaseh2b, whose product is annotated as ribonuclease H2, subunit B. Gene Ontology annotation, cellular component: nucleoplasm; ribonuclease H2 complex. The coding region runs from base 163 to 1083 and encodes 306 amino acids. The record is from RefSeq and is a predicted model, not a curated record. The transcript has 11 exons. Gene Ontology annotation, biological process: ribonucleotide metabolic process; RNA catabolic process. NCBI's taxonomy places the organism in Eukaryota, Metazoa, Chordata, Actinopteri, Pleuronectiformes, Pleuronectidae.
UCCAAGAUGGAAGCACAGAGGCGCCUUUCCGGAGCUCAGCGGCAGUUUGAAUUAAAAACAAGGCCGAGUGUGUCUUUACACCCAGGGAAUAAUCCAACUCUUAUCAGCAGCACCUCACGUCAACACACAAACUAACCCCGCUAAAAGCUAAUAACACACAAAAUGGCUGCUAAAAAGAAGCGGACGCCUCGCGCACAAAAUGACAGCUGGGUGGUGGUUGCUGCAGACUCUGUCCUCGAUGCAAAGAAGCAGGACAGCGACCCGGCUUUUGUGAGACUGAGGAAUCCAACAACAGAUGAAGCAUCUCUGUACAUGUUGGGUGCCGGCGAUGCACAGAUGUACGAGGUCAAAGCGUUCGAAGAAGAUUUCCACUCCUGGUUUGUUGGUCAGACUGUUCAGAGAGAUGGAAGACUUCUCUUUGUUACUCCAAUGGAUCCUCUUUUCCUUAUCUUACCCUAUUUGAUUAAAGCUGGAAAAGAGGGGAAGUUCCAGCCUGUGGAUCAGAUUGUUAUGGAUGAGGAAUUCCCAGUUUGUUCGAGGCUGUUGAGCUGCACACGUUCCCUGGCCUCCCUGCACCACAUUGCAGAGGAAAAAGAAGUGGGAAGCCUGAAGUUCCAUCGAUAUAGCCAAGAGAAGACAAUGAAUUGGUUAAAAAAAAAGGUGGAGAGGACAGUUGUUGCUCUCAAGAAGAAAAAUAUCUCCGUGGGUGAAGGAGUCAAGUCCACAACAUAUAUCAGAGUGAAGUCAGAGUCAGAAUACCAUGAGGAGGACUACCUGCGCUACGCCCACGGCCUGAUAUCAGAGUACAUCAGUGAAGACCUGAGCAAAGCCCUUCUCAAACACUUGCAGUUACCAGAGCUCACGAGCCCUAAGGAAACUGAGCCUCCUUCUAAGAAGCGGAAACUUUCAGGCAAUGCGGUGGAGGCCGAAGAGGACUACACCAAAUUCAACAGUGCCGACUUUGCGCGGAAACCUCCCAAGAAGAUGACGGCUGCUCAGAAAACUCUGGCUAAGGUGGACAAGACCGGCAUGAAGACCAUGUCAUCCUUCUUCAGUCCCAAAGGCAAAACAGAGAAGAAAUGAACUUUGUAGAGUUUCUGUUUUGUACGUCACACCUUUUGUAAUAAAGAAAUGAAAAGAAAUGGACAUAUUUACAUUUUUAUAGUUUGAAUGAGACAUUGAUGAGAAUGAGAAGAGAAGGAAGCUAGGUUUCAAGUAUUUUACCAAUAUAUUAAUCUAAAGAAUAAUAUUAUAAAUUAUUAUAGUAUAAAAUUAAAAGUAGUUAAUACUCUAAACUUAUUUUUAUGAUAAUUAUUCUGAACAUUUUUAAAUUCAGGUCUUUUUAGUAUUUGUAGUUAUUCUCUUUUUAGAUGAUUCAACGGUCUACAUGCCCUUUCCUAUACUGUAGCUCACAAUCAAAUUACACAGUAGUAUCAGAAGCAUCACACAGGUCAUGGUUUAUUUAUAAUUGUAAAAAAUAAAUAAAAAUCAUUCAUCACCA